GUGUAUACAGCACGCCGUAUAUUAUCAGUGAAGGGCAAGGCAACCUCAAGCGAAGACAAGUUUCAGAAAGAGGAAAUCAUCAUCAUUCAUCAGUCGGCAAAGAAAUGUCUCGAUCAAUUGUGCAGCCGGUAGGCCAGAAAAGACUCACGAACGUAGCCGCCGUUCGUCUCAAGAAACAUGGAAACCGAUUUGAGAUCGCUUGUUAUAAGAACAAAGUCCUCUCAUGGCGCUCCGGCGUUGAGAAAGAUUUGGAUGAAGUAUUGCAAUCACACACCGUCUACUCAAAUGUUGUUAAAGGAGUUCUUGCAAAGUCAAAAGAUCUAAAGGCUGCUUUUGGGAUGGAUGAUCAGACUAAAAUCUGUCUGGAGAUUUUGGAGAAAGGAGAACUGCAAGUUGCAGGAAAAGAGAGAGAAUCACAAUUGUCAAAUCAAUUUAGGGACAUUGCAACUAUUGUAAUGCAGAAAACUAUAAACCCUGAAACUCAACGCCCGUAUACUAUAAGCAUGAUUGAGCGUUUGAUGCAUGAGAUUCAUUUUGCUGUAGAUUCACAUAGCAGUUCAAAGAAACAGGCAUUAGAUGUGAUCAAGGAACUUCAAAAACAUUUCCCAAUAAAGAGAUCCCCCAUGAGACUAAGGCUAACAUUACCUCAAGAAAACUUCAACUCCCUUUCAGAAAAACUGAAGGAAUGGAAAACUGUCAUUGUUUCUAAAGAAGCUUCUGGAAUUCAACUCUCUAUUGUAUGUGAAAUGGACCCGGGAUUAUUCCGGGAUUGUGACGCGUUCUUGAGGAAUCUUCAAGGGAGGUCUGAAAUUCUGGCAGUUUCAGUGCAUGGUGAAGGUGAUAUCAAUACAGAUGAUUAUGAAGGUCAUGAGGAGGUAUCAGUAUCCAUAUCAUCAACAUCAACAUCAACUGAACCAAAGAAGCUGCCCGAACCUGUUGCCCAGCUGACCGAGAAAAUGGAGAAGCAAAAGUUGGCUCCAAAAACCGAAAUCACAGAAGGUGAGGUAAAGGUAAAGCAGAGUAAAUGCAGUACAUGUGAUGCGAGUGUGGGGGAUACAAAACAGUAUAGAGAACAUUUCAAGAGUGAUUGGCAUAAACAUAAUUUGAAGAGGAAAACAAGACAGUUGCCUCCACUUUCGGCUGAAGAAUGUGCUGCUGAUGAGGAAAUUAAUGACUCAUUGGGUGAUCUGAAAGAAUAUUCGUUUUGAGGUUUGGGGUUUGUUUGUGUACUGUAUAUCAUGACAGUUGGAAGGAAGAGUAUGUUUUUUUUUUUUUUUUUUUUUCUUUUUGUGAUUAGCUAAGACUUUAUACUAAAACUUUAUAGUAAUAUGAAUUUUGGGAACUAUUGGUCCAAA
Lactuca sativa (garden lettuce) is the source of this 1355-nucleotide messenger RNA. Its product is annotated as sequence-specific DNA binding transcription factor. The record is from RefSeq and is a predicted model, not a curated record. Gene Ontology annotation, biological process: cytosolic ribosome assembly; ribosome biogenesis. Lineage: Eukaryota; Viridiplantae; Streptophyta; Magnoliopsida; Asterales; Asteraceae.